Messenger RNA from Fopius arisanus, 737 nucleotides. RefSeq lists its product as uncharacterized. The record is from RefSeq and is a predicted model, not a curated record. NCBI's taxonomy places the organism in Eukaryota, Metazoa, Arthropoda, Insecta, Hymenoptera, Braconidae. The transcript is spliced from 2 exons. The coding region runs from base 249 to 737 and encodes 162 amino acids.
CAAGCAUCGUCCAUGCAGUCUACCUUCCUCAAUACUUUGUAGAAGACUGGGCAUUUGAUUCUCUCGUAUGCAAUACCACCUGGUAGAAUACACCAGGAAUCGAUGAUGAGUAGUGGGGGCUGAGAUUUUUCUGUGAUCACGCGAUCGAGGGUCACUACGUGGAACUGGGGGUGGAAGAGAUAUUACUGGAGGUGUCAUUAACAUCAAGUAUCAAGAAAAUUGCCUAUCGCACUGUUACCUCAGACUAGAUGGCGUCGGCACCGGGAAAUUCUUGGUCAGUGACAUUGACAGCUGCAUUUAUCAGGUGCUGUGGUUUCUGGGCAGAAGACACUGAAUUUGGAAGAAAGAUCAUGAAUUUAAUUUUAAAUUACUCCAUUGUUGCUCUUUUGUUCGCUUUCUGCGUUACUUCGAAUGACAUGUACAACUGUUCGGACGACUUCGAUAAAUUUACCUAUUGCGGUCUCAAUGUCGUUACAGUUGGUUUUGGAUUCUACAAGCUUGUGGCGUUCUCCAUGAAGCGGAAAAUGUUCUUGGAUUUGAUUUACUACGCGAAGAAACACUUCUGGUUCUGCUAUUAUGAUGAGUAUGGUGCUGAGGUGAUGAGGAGAUGUAUGAGGAGGUGUGUGGGAAUUAUUGUGUUUGCAGUGUUCAUGUGCCAUUUGACUAUCAUAAUUCAUUUUAUCAAGCCUCUGAUAGGUAAGCCACAAUAUGUGGAAGUAUCAGUAUUGUAUAAAUAA